CCCGCCACUGAGGGAAAGAGGCAGUCAGUCAGCUUGUGUGUUUUCGCGGGUUACUGUGUUCGCAGGUAUAAGAAGUUUCACGAAGUACACGACGGAAAGAAACCUGGGGUUGAGGCUUGUAAGUUGAGGUGAUCAAGAUGGAGUUUUCUGGAGUAAAGAGGAGGAAGCUGAGGUUGGCAGGAGACCAGAAGAGUGCUUCUUACCCUCAUAGCCUUCAGUUUUACCUGGAACCACCCUCUGAAAACAUAUCUCUGAUAGAGUUUGAGACCUUGGCUAUUGAUAGACUGAAAUUACUAAAAACGGUUGAAAAUCUUGGCGUGAGCUAUGUGAAAGGAACUGAACAAUAUCAGAGUAAAUUGGAGGCUGAAAUUCGAAAGCUCAAGUUUUCCUUCAGAGAAAAUUUAGAAGAUGAAUAUGAGCCACGAAGAAAAGAUCAUAUUUCUCAUUUUAUUUUGCGCCUUGCUUAUUGUCAGUCUGAAGAUCUUAGACGUUGGUUCAUUCAACAAGAAAUGGAUCUCCUUCGAUUUCGAUUUGGUAUUUUACCGAAGGACAAAAUUCAGAAUUUCUUAAAGGAUAGCCAUUUGCACUUUGAGGCUAUAAGUGAUGAAGAGAAGAGUCAUCGAGAACAGGACAUUUUUGCCUCAUCACCGAGUUUAAGUGGUACUCAUUUGGAAUUUGAAUCUGUGUAUAAGAUCCCUUUUGCUGAUGCCCUGGAUUUGUUCCGAGGAAGGCGAGUCUAUUUGGAAGAUGGUUUUGCUUAUGUGCCACUUAAGGACAUUGUAGCAAUUAUCCUCAAUGAAUUUAGAGCAAAGUUGUCCAAGGCUUUGGCAUUAACUGCCAGGACUUUGCCUGCUGUGCAGUCAGAUGAGCGACUCCAGCCUCUGCUCAACCACCUUAGUCAUUCCUACACUGGCCAAGACUACAGUGUGCAGAGAAACACUGGGAAGAUCUCUCUAGAUCAGAUUGACUCGCUCUCGACUGUGUCCUUCCCUCCCUGCAUGCGCCAGCUGCACAAGGCCUUGCGGGAAAAUCACCACCUCCGGCACGGAGGCCGCAUGCAGUACGGGCUCUUCCUGAAGGGCAUCGGUCUGACCCUGGAGCAGGCUCUGCAGUUCUGGAAGCGAGAGUUUGUCAGAGGAAAGAUGGAUCCUGACAAGUUUGAUAAAGGUUACUCUUACAAUAUCCGCCACAGCUUUGGCAAGGAAGGCAAGAGGACAGACUAUACACCGUAUAGCUGCAUGAAGAUUAUUCUAACCAAUCCGCCUGGCCAAGGGGAUUACCAUGGGUGCCCAUUCCGUCACAGUGAUCCGGAGCUACUGAAGCAGAAGCUGCAGUCGUACAAGAUCUCUCCCCAAGGAAUAAGCCAGAUUUUGGAUUUAGUAAAAGGGACACAUUACCAGGUAGCCUGUCAGAAGUACUUUGAGAUAAUACAUAAUGUGGAUGAUUGCGGCUUCUCUUUGAAUCAUCCCAACCAGUUCUUUGUUGAGAGCCAGCGGACGCUAAAUGGUGGUAAAGACAUCAAAAAGGAAUCCAGCCAGCCAGAAACUCCUCAAGCCAGAUCCAGUGUCCAGAAAACCAAGGAUGCAUCCUCUGCUCUGGCCUCCUUAAAUUCCUCCCUGGAAAUGGACAUGGAGGCGCUGGAAGACUACUUUAGCCACUAAUCUUGGGCAGUUUAGGAGCCUUUUCCUCACUAGCCUAGUUUGAAGAUUUUUCUGUUUUUGUUUUUGUUUUUUUGUUUAACUUCUCUUUCUCCCCUAACUCAAUCCAUGUACAUACACAUCUGUAAGCCCUAUUUUAGAACUGGCUAAAGCCCCCAGGAAAGCUAAAGUCUCCCAGUACAGUUAAGAAGAACUUCUAACUCCUACCAUUGUAUAAUUUUGAUCCACUCCUUUUUCUUGACCAUUUUUGCUAAUAAAUACCAAAAGCUAUAUAUUUAUAUUCUGUGUAAUUGGGAGUCUUGCAACACACUGAUGAUUACGUCAGUAUUUAAAGUAGUAUUUAGGUGUCUAGUGCCACUGCCACCUACCACCGAGGAGCUUAAACUUCUGUUGUGAGUUGGCUCAUCUGUGGUUGUUCUACAUCAGCAAGGAGAAUUUUGGGCCAUUAGAUGGUUGCAAACUCUACUGAAAUGAACUGUGACCCGAGAAUGAAGAGAAACAAUUUAUACCGCCAGCUGCAUUAAGGCCUGGGAAUAUCACGUGCACAGGGACACUCCUCAUUGGUGUCCUUGCCUUUCACUCUGGUUCAUGAAGAAUAGACUUUCACUGGAGCAAGUUCCUCUGUGUGUUUCCUCCCAACUUGGAACAAUUUGUAACUUGCGGUUUCUGGGAAUUGCAAAUUCUGGUGUGGAGAGUAGCCCUCCUCCCCUCGCCAGCUGUGAGAGGCCAGGUGUGCAGGGCAGGCAGGCGCUGCGUGUGUGCUGUGACGCCCUUACCUGGCCGCGGUGCUACCGGGCAUCUCUGCUCACUACUGUAGAAGUAACUCUUCCUUAGUAUUUAUUUCUUUGGAAUAUGUGAGAAAUUUUAAUCCUCCUUUCAUGCACCAAAGGCUACUUGUCCUUUAUUCUCUUGAGUUAGGUGAUAAGCUGAAAAGUUGGCAUGAUAGUCAGAAAACUGAAUUGUUAAAAGCACUAUAUUGUUUGAUUGUGUGAUUAUAUGAAAGGGAUUCACGCAAGACCAAGUUGCCAGAACCUAAAAGUAUCAGCUAAGUAGGUUUUUAUUUUAAGCCCUGAGUCAGAGAUUACUUGGCAUGUUCAGUAGCAUAUAAUUAAAUGAGACACUAUCUGAA
Octodon degus (degu) is the source of this 2787-nucleotide messenger RNA. RefSeq names its product DNA primase subunit 2 (gene Prim2). The record is from RefSeq and is a predicted model, not a curated record. Gene Ontology annotation, cellular component: alpha DNA polymerase:primase complex. NCBI's taxonomy places the organism in Eukaryota, Metazoa, Chordata, Mammalia, Rodentia, Octodontidae. The coding region runs from base 138 to 1661 and encodes 507 amino acids. Gene Ontology annotation, biological process: DNA replication, synthesis of primer. The transcript is spliced from 14 exons.